AUGAAUUAUAGUGCACAGUGCACUAUCAUACAAAAAAUUAGGACGCAAGAAGAUGCGAUGAAGAAGGAAAACUUUGUCCAUGCAUCACUUGAGAAAAUAAAAGUGCAAUUAAUGUUUGUUGUUGGCAACAAAAGCAAGGAGAAAUCAGAUGGUAAACAAACAAGUUGUUUGGGCAGUUUUAAAUUAUUUUAA
Molecule: messenger RNA, 192 nt
Organism: Clunio marinus
Lineage: Eukaryota; Metazoa; Arthropoda; Insecta; Diptera; Chironomidae
Source: the annotation of a GenBank genome assembly